This is a messenger RNA of Dipodomys ordii (Ord's kangaroo rat), 1479 nucleotides long. It is a transcript of the gene Snx5, whose product is annotated as sorting nexin 5. Gene Ontology annotation, biological process: intracellular protein transport; pinocytosis. The transcript has 14 exons. The record is from RefSeq and is a predicted model, not a curated record. Gene Ontology annotation, molecular function: phosphatidylinositol binding; dynactin binding. Gene Ontology annotation, cellular component: endosome. The coding region runs from base 122 to 1336 and encodes 404 amino acids. NCBI's taxonomy places the organism in Eukaryota, Metazoa, Chordata, Mammalia, Rodentia, Heteromyidae.
CCGUGAGAGAGGCCCCGAGGCUCCUCGUCUCGGUGUCUCCGUCUCGGGUGUGCGGUCUUGUGCGGUCUUCGUGUGGUGCGGAGCGAGGCCCAGGCCGCCCCAGCUCGAGGUCCGCGUCGCCAUGGCCGCGGUUCCCGAGGUGCUGCAGCAGCAGGAGGAGGACCGCAGCAAGCUGAGAUCUGUGUCUGUAGACCUGAACAUUGAUCCCUCACUUCAGAUCGACAUACCUGAUGCACUCAGUGAGCGAGAUAAGGUCAAAUUUACAGUGCACACUAAGACCACACUGCCCGUGUUUCAGAGCCCAGAGUUUUCUGUUACAAGGCAACAUGAAGACUUUGUGUGGUUACACGACACACUUAUUGAAACAACGGACUAUGCUGGACUUAUUAUUCCUCCAGCUCCUACAAAACCAGACUUUGAUGGCCCUCGAGAGAAAAUGCAGAAACUGGGAGAGGGGGAAGGGUCUAUGACCAAAGAAGAAUUUGCCAAGAUGAAACAAGAACUAGAAGCUGAGUAUCUAGCUGUCUUUAAGAAGACUGUGUCCUCCCAUGAAGUCUUUCUUCAGCGACUUUCAUCUCAUCCUGUUCUUAGUAAAGAUAGAAACUUCCAUGUGUUUCUGGAAUAUGAUCAAGAUCUAAGCGUCAGACGGAAAAAUACCAAAGAGAUGUUUGGUGGCUUUUUUAAAAGUGUUGUAAAAAGUGCUGAUGAAGUCCUUUUCUCUGGAGUUAAGGAGGUAGAUGACUUCUUUGAGCAAGAAAAGAAUUUCCUCAUUAACUAUUACAACAGGAUCAAGGAUUCCUGUGCUAAAGCAGACAAAAUGACCAGAUCUCAUAAAAAUGUUGCUGAUGACUAUAUCCACACUGCUGCCUGUUUGCAUAGCCUGGCCUUAGAAGAGCCCACUGUCAUCAAAAAGUACCUGUUGAAAGUUGCUGAACUAUUUGAAAAACUUAGGAAAGUAGAGGGACGAGUCUCAUCAGAUGAAGAUUUAAAGCUGACAGAGCUACUCCGAUACUACAUGCUCAACAUAGAGGCCGCAAAGGAUCUCUUAUACAGGCGCACCAAAGCCCUCAUUGACUAUGAAAACUCAAAUAAAGCUUUGGACAAGGCCCGAUUAAAAAGCAAAGAUGUCAAGUUGGCUGAGGCACAUCAGCAGGAAUGCUGCCAGAAAUUUGAACAGCUUUCUGAAUCUGCAAAAGAAGAACUAAUAAAUUUCAAGCGGAAGAGAGUAGCAGCAUUUAGAAAGAACCUAAUUGAAAUGUCUGAACUGGAAAUAAAGCACGCCAGAAACAAUGUCUCCCUCCUGCAGAGCUGCAUUGACUUAUUCAAGAACAACUGAUCUGCCUUGCUCUUAAGGAAGGAAACAAAUGUGAAAGCCAGCAUCACUUGCACUUAAAUCAUUACCACAGAAGAUAAAUAGCCUUGACUUUAGUUUAAAAUUGUGAAUAAAUAAUAUUGAUUUCUAAAAAUCUUAACACUUAA